AUGGCGCCGAUUCCCAACGCACAGCAGGCCUCACAACAGGCAGCAAGAGCUGCCGACCGUGCACAGGUCACCGCCAACAACACGGCGAACAAACUUUCAAAAUGGGUUGAAGAGAACCGCACACUGGUGAUCGCUCUCGCUACGGGUACCCUUGCCCUCGGAGGCUACUACUUCUAUUCUCGAUCGUCGUCCAAGGCGAAAGCAAAGGGUACUGUCACCGACAGCGACGACGAAGAAAAGGCUGGCUCAUCUAGUGGUGCCGCUGCCAGCGCUGCAGGAAAGAAGAAGAAGAAGAAGGGCACAAAGAAGAAGACGACUGGUGCGACACCCGGUACAGCUAGCGGGUCUUCGACCACCGACUCUUCGUCGCAACGUGCUGAUGGUCUGCCAACCGACCCAUCAGGUCCAUUGCUCGACGAGGCGACGGAUGAUCAGCUUGCCGAGCUUCCCGAAGCCGAAAUCCUCAAGUUGCCUCAGGCAAAGCGCGAGAGCUUGUCACAGCACCUCAAGACUCUUGGCAACAAGGCCUACUCGAACCGUCAAUUUGAAAAGGCCAUCGGCCACUACACCAAGGCUAUCGCUGCCCACCCCAUGGCCGUGUUCUACUCGAACCGCGCCGCCUGCUACGCCAACCUGAGCAAGCCACAGCAGGUGGUAGACGACUGCGACGAGGCGCUCAAGAUGGACCACGUCUACGUCAAGGCUCUCAACCGUCGUGCUGUCGCCAAGGAACAGCUCGGCAACCCCAAGGAGGGCGAGGAGGGGAUCGGCGAGCAGAAAGCAGAGCUGCUGUUCGACUCGUUGGCCGAUUUCACCGCCGUCGCCAUCCUCGGGCAAUUCAAGGACCAGACGGCCACCGAGAGCGUGGAGCGUGUACUGCGCAAGCUCGCUACAGGCAAGGCACAGGACAUCCUCAAGAGCCGCGAGCCAAAGCUCCCCUCGCCCACGUUUGUCACCGCCUACCUCGAAGCUUUCCGUGCCAAGCCCAAGCCCACUUUGCCCGAAAGCCCGAGUCAGGGCGACGAGACGCUGCUCAAGGCGUACGGUGCCUUGGAUGCCAAGAGCUACCCUCACGCAUUUACACUAUUCAACGAGGCCAUCGAGCAGGGACUCAGCAACCAAGAGCUCGAGGCCAACGCGUACAACAUGCGCGGCACCUUCAAGUUCGUCAUCGGCAACGCCAAGGAAGCGCUCGCCGACCUGGAACGCAGCACGUCGCUGCGACCCAACUACGUCCAGUCGUGGGUCAAGAAGGCGUCGGUGCACAUGGAGCUCUCGGACAAGGACGAAGCGUUCAAGGACUUCGACAAGGCCAUCGAAGCCGACGCCCAAGACCCCGACAUCUACUACCACCGCGGACAGGUCAACUUCAUCCUCGGCGAGUUCGACGCCGCCAUCAAGGACUACGAGAAGUCGACCUCGCUCGACGACACCUUCAUCUUCUCGCAGGUGCAGUACGCCGUUGCGCACUACAAGAACGGCAACAUCGGUCACUCGACCGCGGCGUUCCGCAAGCUGCUGCGAAACUUUGACACGUCGUCGGAAGCGUACAACUACUACGGCGAGCUGCUGCUGGAUCAGCAGAAGUUCGAGGAGGCGAUGGACAAGUUUGACAAGGCCAUCGAGAUCGAGUCCUCCAAGACUGGCUCGACCAACGUGCUGCCCAUGAUCAACAAGGCGUUGGCGCUGUUCCAGUGGAAGCAGGACAUCGGGGCGGCGGAAGAGCUCUGUCGCAAAGCGUUGGACAAGGAUGCCGACUGCGAUGUGGCGGUGGCGACGUUGGCGCAGUUGAGUCUGCAGCAGGGCAAGAUUCAGGAUGCCAUCGAGUACUUUGAGAGGUCCGCAAAGAUCGCCAGGACGGAGCCGGAGUUGAUCAACGCGCUGACCUACGAGAACGCAAGCAGGGCUCAGCUGAAGUUCAUCCAGGAGUAUCCAGAACAGGGCGCUGCGUUGGGUCAGAUGGCUGGUAUGAUGUAA
Molecule: messenger RNA, 1977 nt
Organism: Pseudozyma hubeiensis SY62
Lineage: Eukaryota; Fungi; Basidiomycota; Ustilaginomycetes; Ustilaginales; Ustilaginaceae
Exons: 1
Coding region: 1-1977 (658 amino acids)
Molecular function (GO): protein binding
Source: RefSeq, a predicted model, not a curated record